AUGGCGGCUCUGACGAGUAGUUUAUUUACACAUUUUACCCGACAAACUACGAUGGAAAGUACCGACGGUUCGGUAUCCCUGGAUUCUAGUGAUAUUAUAGACAACGCGAGCUGUUGUAGUGAAGAAACAGUGUUAUCAGUGGGUAACGAAGAGCCGCUGACCUUUAAAAACAUCGAAAAUCACUUGAUACAAAUAUCAGAAUCAUCUAGUCCAGUAGUUAAUAGUACAAAAUCGAACUUUAGUGACGUAAACAUUAAACAUAAUUUAAAAGAUGUUUCGGACGAAGAAAAUCCUCGAUUGAAAUUUUCCAUCGAUAAUAUUUUGAAAGCAGAUUUCGGCAGGAGGAUCACGGAUCCUUUGCAUGUCAAGAAGACGGUUCCGAAGAGGGUGGUUCGUGAAUGUGUGGAAAGUACUACCAAAGUGGUGCCGACGGGACCUGUGGAUUUGAGUAGGACCGAAGAAAAAGAAAAAAAGGAAGAGAAACAACCUAUUUUGUGGCCUGCCUGGGUUUAUUGUACUCGAUAUAGUGAUCGACCGAGUUCAGGUCCUAGAACUCGACGGCCGAAAAAACCUGGAGGAGGUAAGGCGGUAAGUACCGCGGGAUCUCCCGAAGAGAAACGACCUCGUACCGCAUUCUCCGGCGCGCAGUUGGCAAGACUGAAGCACGAAUUCGCAGAAAAUCGUUACCUCACCGAAAAACGACGCCAACAACUAAGCGCCGAAUUGGGUUUGAACGAAGCUCAAAUUAAAAUUUGGUUCCAAAAUAAAAGGGCGAAAAUAAAAAAAGCAUCCGGUCAGAAAAACCCCCUCGCUCUUCAGCUGAUGGCUCAAGGAUUAUAUAAUCAUUCAACUAUACCUCUAUCAAAGGAAGAAGAAGAAUUGCAAGAAAUGCACGAAAAGAGCGCGUAGAAUUAUACGAAAAAAUGACUUGUAGUAUAAAUAGGAAUAAAAAUUAGUUAAGAUGAGAAGAUUCCUCCAAUAGCUCUAAAUUUUCUUUAAAACAAAUUUUGAAUAUAUUCAAAUAUGCCAUAAACUUUAAAGUAAUCAAAAAUAUGUCUUCCCAAAACUGCCAGAUCAAUUCGAACUAUGGAUUUCGAAAUUCAACAUCUGGGGAAAAGAAAAAAAUAUUGGAACAAAUUUGUCACCUUGAGCAGGGGCUCGUAAAAGAUGAUAGUGACUUUUCGACUGCUGCUUUAAAGACGGGCGUUUUCGUGAUCGAAUAAAUUCGUUACUUCAAAGUCUACCCAGUCCAAAGAGACCUUCAGAGACCUAGAAAUAGAAGAGAAACUGUAUAUAGAGAAACAAAUCAUCCAGAAUUAUAUCGAGAUAAUAAAGAUGGUCGAAAGUCAAACUGAAGCUUUAUGAUCAAACCUUAUUUAUGGUACAGUCGAAUUAAUGCCGUUUGGUACACCUUGUUACAUUAGAAUAAGUGUUACAAAACUGUUCAAAAUUUGUUUCGAGGAGGUAGUACUCUUAUAACUAGUUCAUAAAAAUGUUUAUUGAAGUGAAGAAAAAAAUGUAUGAUAUUGUAAAGUCGAGAUAAUUAAUUUUAAGUAUCAUUUAAAUAGUUUUUACUUAAAAUUUUAUAACUAAGUCGUUUCAAAGGACUGAAUUAUGUUUAAUCAAACUAGAUUUGAGGUUAUGUGCAAAAAAGCAAAAUUUUAAGACUGUACUUGAAAUAAAUUUUAUUAAAUUAUCAUUAUUUUCAAACAGUUUUUCCUGAAUCGAAAUUAAUUUUCAAUUACCCUGCUGAUUUAAUCUUCCUAAAAUUGUUUACGACCCUGUAUUAAACUGAUUAGUAUAAUUUCUGAAUGAAUAUAAAAAAAUAUCGUUUAUUUGAUAUUCCUUCUAAAGGGCGAGUAAAAAUACAAAUUAAUAAUUUUGAUAAUUAAUAUAGUUGAUUUUGAGGGCGUUUCAAAUAGAAAACAAUUAUUAAAAUAUUGUGUGAACAGUGAAGUACCGGGUGUAUAUACUAAAUAUUCAUUACAUUAAACUUACAUGAAACUCAAACAUUUUUACUUAAAAAACCAUACAGCACAGGACUUUUCAGGAACUAACCCGGAUCACGUUCAUCGUUGUUCAGAAACUGAUCGAAUUAAUCGGGUUGUAGUUGUGUCUACCCUGGUAGGACCGGUGCGGUGGGUGAAUACGAUCAUAUGACGAAUUGUUUUAUUUGUCUAUGGUUUUUUCGCACUUAAUUAUUUAUUCCCUUUGAAUAGCAGUCUACUAUUUUUUAUUAUCAUGAGCAACGCAAUUUAUGACACUUCAACAUAAAAGUAGCUUAUUCGUAUUAAAAUUUGAUGCAAAAUGUGGGUGAUUCAUUUAAUUACAAUUAUUAAACAACUACAAAAUAUUAUAUAACUGAAUAAAUAUCACGGAAAAAUUAACGCAAGGAAAAAAAGAACCGUAAGUUUCUUGUAGAUCAUCUUUUAAAUUUGAUAUUUUCACCGAAUAUUUAACAAAAUUUCGUUAUGAUCUCAAGAUUAUAGUUUUCGAAAAACCUUCAUGUGAAUAAAUUUUGACAAUUUCGCCUUCAAAAUAAGCCAGUAAUAGUAUACCAGCGCUAUUGCAAUUUCCCAUACACUUGUCAGUUUCGGCUGGAAAGGCUUUCAAUACCUUAAGCGAAUUUCUUUUAAUGACGCGUUCCCCAAAGCGGAUUUUUGAAUUUCUAAAAGACCAAAUCUACUAAAUACGGAGGCUGAGCAAUUAAUCUCUACUGGAUUUUACAUUUGCAAAAGAUUCCUGUGUUUUUGUACAAGUCUAAUAUUGACUUACCCAAAACACAUCGACCAUAAUAUGUAAAAUCGAUCCGUGAGGAAUGUUUUGCGUCCAAAACACUUCUACAAUAUUGUCAACGAUUCCAUAGCUGGAAUUUCAUUAGAAAUACAAAAUUUCUCGAACUCAUUCAAAUAUGGUGCGCAAACUUUACACGGAGUUCACACUAAAAAAAUUGUAACUACGCGCGUAGUUUACACCGGGGUCUAAUUUGAUCAGACCAUGUUUUAGUAAUUGAUGCAACAGGUAAUUCAAUCUUGAUUUUGGGGAAGAUCGGCUGAUGGUAGAGGGUCAUACAAACUAUCUGUUAUGAACCUCCAAAGGUAAAUGUGAUUGGAUACUUUGUUAUGAUAGUGAAACAGCGCGUUAUCUUUCUUUUCUCUAUCUCACAGUUGUUUACACUGAUUAUACAUUCGAGUUUAAUAUGAGAUUAACUUGACGCAGUAACUAUAGAUUUCGUUUUUCCAAAUAGUUUUUCACCUUUGUUGUACACUAGUAUUUUCUUGCGGAUAGCAUGCUCAACCGUGCCAACGAAUUUGAGUUGCUCUAAGUUUGAUGUAAUAAAUACUUCCGGUAUUCCACAGGACUUAGUUAUUUAACAAAAAUGUCAACUGUCAACUCGUUUGAGUGAUAAUUUCAUGCUUCCAAUUUGACUUUUCGAAUUAUUUUGUAUUGAUUUCUUUACGAAUGUGAUGGAUUGUAAUUUUGUAAUAUAAUAUGUACUUUAAAUGUAAAAAAAUUGAUAAAUAUAUCGAUUAAAAAACG
Molecule: messenger RNA, 3540 nt
Organism: Diorhabda sublineata
Lineage: Eukaryota; Metazoa; Arthropoda; Insecta; Coleoptera; Chrysomelidae
Gene: En
Product: homeobox protein invected-like
Exons: 2
Coding region: 1-909 (302 amino acids)
Biological process (GO): regulation of transcription by RNA polymerase II; neuron differentiation; multicellular organism development
Cellular component (GO): nucleus
Molecular function (GO): RNA polymerase II cis-regulatory region sequence-specific DNA binding; DNA-binding transcription factor activity, RNA polymerase II-specific
Source: RefSeq, a predicted model, not a curated record